CGCUGUUUCCUGUGCUCUAGCUCCCGUUGCGGCGGCGCCCGUGGCAGCCCUGGCGGACGCAGGAACGAUGGCAGCGACCGAUAUAGCUCGCCAGGUGGGUGAAGGUUGCCGAACAGUCCCCCUGGCUGGACAUGUGGGGUUUGACAGCUUGCCCGACCAGCUGGUGAAUAAGUCAGUCAGCCAGGGCUUCUGCUUCAACAUCCUGUGCGUGGGAGAGACAGGUUUGGGCAAGUCCACCCUCAUGGACACCCUGUUCAACACCAAGUUCGAGGGGGAGCCAGCCACCCACACACAGCCGGGUGUCCAGCUCCGGUCCAAUACCUAUGACCUUCAAGAGAGCAACGUGGGGCUAAAGCUGACAAUUGUUAGCACGGUGGGCUUCGGGGACCAGAUCAACAAGGAGGACAGCUACAAGCCCAUUGUGGAAUUCAUCGAUGCCCAGUUUGAGGCCUACCUGCAGGAGGAGCUGAAGAUCCGCAGGGUACUGCACACCUACCAUGACUCUCGCAUCCACGCCUGCUUGUACUUCAUCGCCCCCACGGGUCAUUCCUUGAAGUCUCUGGACCUAGUGACAAUGAAGAAGCUGGACAGUAAGGUGAACAUCAUCCCCAUCAUUGCCAAAUCAGAUGCCAUUUCUAAGAGUGAACUAACCAAGUUCAAAAUCAAAAUCACCAGCGAGCUUGUCAGCAACGGAGUCCAGAUCUACCAAUUCCCUACAGAUGAUGAGUCAGUGGCAGAGAUCAAUGGAACCAUGAACGCCCACCUGCCAUUUGCUGUCAUUGGUAGCACAGAAGAACUGAAGAUAGGUAACAAGAUGAUGAAAGCUCGGCAGUACCCCUGGGGCACUGUGCAAGUUGAAAAUGAAGCCCACUGUGACUUUGUGAAGCUGCGGGAGAUGCUGAUCCGAGUCAACAUGGAGGAUCUCCGAGAGCAGACCCACAGCCGGCACUAUGAGCUGUACCGCCGCUGUAAGCUGGAGGAGAUGGGCUUCAAGGACACCGACCCUGACAGCAAACCCUUCAGUUUACAGGAGACAUAUGAGGCCAAAAGGAAUGAGUUCCUAGGGGAGCUCCAGAAAAAAGAAGAGGAGAUGAGACAGAUGUUUGUGCAGAGAGUCAAAGAGAAAGAAGCUGAACUUAAAGAGGCAGAGAAAGAGCUGCAUGAGAAGUUUGACCGUCUGAAGAAACUACACCAGGACGAGAAGAAGAAGCUGGAGGAUAAGAAGAAAUCCCUGGAUGACGAAGUAAACGCUUUCAAACAGAGGAAGACAGCGGCCGAGCUGCUCCAGUCCCAGGGCUCCCAGGCUGGAGGCUCACAGACUCUGAAAAGAGACAAAGAGAAGAAAAAUAAUCCAUGGCUGUGUACUGAAUAGUAUUCCCUGCUACAGCUGGACUGGACUCCACUUAGCCUUUUAAGCCAAGGUUCCUAUUGUAACUGACAGCUUUCCUUUGGGGUGCCAGGCAGCCGGGUCCCCGGCCCCUGCCAUGUUCUUCCACUUCAAGCCCCACCUCUUCUUUCUAUUUCUGCCUCACAGUCCCACUGGCAUUGACCAUGACCUUUUUUAUUUUUGAGAUUUUUAUUUUUUGGUCACUUGCUUUGAAAACACACAAUCGAACAAGGCUAUGCCAAAUUUUCAGGCCUUUUUGAAGUAUUGAGAAUGGGAAGGGGGUGUUCUCUUUUCAAUAAUAGAUAAUAACAGGAAGCAAAAAGUAGAAACGGAAAGCAAACGAAUGCACACACUUUAUCUUUUCUUGUUGGCAAAGCAAGAGGGCAGUUUUGAGAUGUAUUGUUUGGUGAGUCACUGAUUGGUGAGUGGCCAGAAGCAAGUAUGAAGGUGAUGCUGCCAAAGCAGAAGCUAGUUUCUUGAGAAAAUCCAAGUCACACAGUGGAGUAUUUUAGGAGACCCUAUGCUUGGAGAUUUAAAAGCCAAAAAAAAAGCUUGGAUCCUCAACUUGGCUCAGGGAGAUGCUAAGUUAAGGCUGUCAAGUUUCCAUGGGAAAGGAUUCUUAUUUGCAGCUUUGACCAGUUUCAGAGCUGCUUCCCAAGGAUCCCAAACUUAAACAACUAA
Molecule: messenger RNA, 2068 nt
Organism: Budorcas taxicolor (takin)
Lineage: Eukaryota; Metazoa; Chordata; Mammalia; Artiodactyla; Bovidae
Gene: SEPTIN6
Product: septin 6
Exons: 10
Coding region: 68-1372 (434 amino acids)
Biological process (GO): cilium assembly; cytoskeleton-dependent cytokinesis
Cellular component (GO): cell division site; septin ring; septin complex
Molecular function (GO): molecular adaptor activity; GTP binding; GTPase activity
Source: RefSeq, a predicted model, not a curated record